AUGGAACACCAGUUAACAAUCCAAAAAGAAGCGGAACAAGCUUCAUUGCGGAAACUUCAAAACAAAGAAGAAUGGUAUCUAAGGAAGCUAAAAACAAAAGAAACAUUGCGUAAAUCUGUUGGAAACAAUAACAAAGCUGUUCAGCAAUCCGUCAAGCUUCAAAAGUAUACUAUUACAAAAUUUGAUGGCGAUUAUAAAGACUGGUUACGAUUUUGGAAUCAAUUCACUGUGGAAGUCGAUAACUCUAACAUAUCAAACAUUAGCAAAUUCAAUUACUUAAUGGAACUCGUCGAAGGAAAACCCAGAGAGGACAUACUUGGUUUACUACACUCGUUGGAAGGAUACGAAGAAGCCAAGCGUAUAUUACAAGACACUUAUGGAAAAGAUAUUUGGAUUCACAAAGCAUUGAUUAAAAAUCUUGAAGGAAUGAUGGCUAUACACAAUACGCACAAAAUUAAAGAAGUUCACGAUUUUAAUAAUAAACUUGCAAAAACAGUGCGAACAUUAAAAACGAUGCACAAACUACAAACUGCUCAAUCAUUUGUGUAUUCAUUAAUGGAUAAACUUGGACCGUUUCGUGAAAUUUUCACACAAAACGAUGAUGUAUGGGAAGAAUGGGGACUGGAGCAACUCGUCGAAAAGUUACAAAAAUACAUAGAAAGAAAUCCAUUGAACUCCGAUUUCAACACUGAACAAAUAAAAUACGAUAAAAAUAACCCAAACGUACAGUCAAGGUCUUAUGAAAACCGAAUCAGUGCAUUCAAGCAACAUAAUAGUGGUAAUUAUGAUAAAUCAAUGAUGACAAGUGUUGGUAAAAAUGAAUGUACCUACUGUGGGUUGCGAAAUCACAAAAGCGAAAGUUGUUUAAAAGUGUUAAACGUUGCUAGACGCAAGGAGGUUUUAAAAAACAAAAGAUUAUGUUACAACCGAAUUGGUUAUGGACAUUCCGCGGCAAAUUGUCAAUCAAGAGGAUGCAGAAAGUGUAACAAAAAACAUCACACGUCAAUUUGUCAAAAUGUAAAUGCAACAAUGGACGAUAAAAAAGAAACCAUGGGAACGGUGUUUAAUGCGAGUACUACUAUUCACCCGACAGUAAUGGCAAAGGUAAAUGAUGAAAAAGCAAGGAUUAUGUUGGAUACAGGUGCUGGAAGUUCUUAUAUAUGUACAAACUUGAUAACAAAACUGAAGUUGAAACCUACACGAAGGGAACAUAAAACCAUCGAACAAUUAUAUGGAACGGUAAACAAACGUGUGGAAAUAUAUAAUGUUACGCUAGAAUCAAUAAUAAUACCGGAAUUUUACAUCAAGAUUGAAUGCAUCAACGCAGAAAAGGAAAUACUGACCUUUUUACCCAAUCCGAUGAUUAAGGAGGUAAAAAAGCUAUUUGCUAGACUUAGGAGACUGAAAUUUAGUAAUGAUGGAGAAGACGAUGAAAUACAACCUGUUCACAUAAUACUUUGUGCUGCUGAUUAUCAACGAAUAAAAACUACCGAGCCGAUGGUUCUCGGAAAAAAUCCGGAUAAAGAUCCCGGAGCUAAAUUGACUAUAUUUGGAUGGACUCUCUCUGGGAAACAAAUGGAAUUAAGCUCUGGUAUUGAAAAGGGUUUUUUAUUAAACACUGGUCGUGAUGAGUUCGAGCAAAUGUGUAGUCUUGAAGUUCUUGGAUUGUCAGACACAAUCAAUGAAUCAAUGUUCCACCAAGACUUUAGCGAAAAGCUGCACCAAACAAACGAAGGUUAUUAUGAAACUAGAAUGCCUUGGAAAAAAGAGGUUGUUAAACUGCCGAACUACAGAGAUCUAACAAAUAAAAGAUUAAAAAGUGCAACAAAUCUAUUGGAAAAACUUAACAAACUAGAGCAGUAUAAUGAAAUAAUGAUGGAACAGAUCAGUGAGGGAAUACUGGAAAAAGUGCCAGAAAAACCUACGGGAGAAAUUGUUCAUUACAUUCCUCAUCAACAAAAACGCGAGUUGUUUAUGAUUGUUCAGCAAGAAAAGAUGCUUAAUCACCUUCAUUGA
Messenger RNA from Hydra vulgaris (swiftwater hydra), 2016 nucleotides. RefSeq lists its product as uncharacterized. Lineage: Eukaryota; Metazoa; Cnidaria; Hydrozoa; Anthoathecata; Hydridae. The record is from RefSeq and is a predicted model, not a curated record.